GGAGGUGAAAUGGCGCAGAGAGGAAAUCAGCUGAAUUCAGAGAAACUUUCUUGUUCCAUCUGUCUGGAUCUAUUGAAGGAUCCAGUGACUAUUUCCUGUGGACACAGCUACUGCAUGGACUGCAUUAAUACACACUGGGAUGGAGAGGACAGGAAGAGAAUCUACAGCUGCCCUCAGUGCAGGAAGAUUUUCACGCCGAGGCCUGAACUGGAGAAAAACUUUAUGUUGGCAGAAUUAGUGGAGGAGCAGAAGAAGACUGGAGUCCAAGCUGCUGCUGCUGAUCUCUGCAAUGCUGGACCUGAAGAUGUGGCCUGUGAUGUCUGUACUGGGAGGAAGAUGAAGGCUGUCAAGUCCUGUUUGCGCUGCAUGAUCUCCUACUGUGAGCAACACCUCCAACCUCACUAUGAUUCACCUCCAUUAAAGAAACACCAGCUGGUGGAGCCCUCCAAGAACCUCCAGGAGAACAUCUGCUCUCGUCAUGAUGAGGUGAUGAAGCUGUUCUGUCGCACUGACCAACAGUUGGUGUGUUAUUUCUGCACAAUGGAUGAACAUAAAGGACAUGAAACAGUCCCAGCAGCAGCAGAAAGAACAGAGAAGCAGAAGGAGCUGGAGGUGAGUCGACUGAACAUCCAGCAGAGGAUCCAGGACAAAGAGAAAGACGUGGAGCUGCUUCAACAGGAGGUGAAGGCCAUCAAUGUCUCUGCUGAUAAAACAGUGGAGGACAGUGAGGAGAUGUUCACCCAGAUGAUCCAUCUCAUUAAGAAAAGAAGCUUUGAUGUGAAGCAGCAGAUCAGAUCCCAGGAGGAGACUGAAGAGAGUCGAGUCAAAGAGCUAAAGGAGAAGCUGGAGCAGGAGAUCAGGGAUCUGAAGAAGAAAGACGCUGAGCUGAAGCAGCUGUCAGAUACACCAGAUCACACCCAGUUUCUCCACAACUACCCCUCAGUGUCAACAUUCAGUGCGUCCACAAACUCAUCCAGCAUCAACAUCCAUCCUCUGAAGCACUUUGAGGACGUGACAGCAGCUGUGAAAGAGCUCAGAGAUCUACUGCAGGACAUUCUGAGGGACACCUGGACGAACAUCUCAAUGACAGUCACUGAAGAGGAUGCUUUACUAUCAGGACCAGAACCAACGACCAGAGAGGAAUUCCUGCAAUAUUCACGAGAAAUCACUCUGGAUCCAAACACAGCAAACAAAUAUCUGUUGCUAUCUGAGGGGAACAGAAAAGUGACAUUAAUGAAUCAACAGCAAUCCUAUUCUGAUCAUCCAGAAAGAUUUAAUACAUAUUUUCAGGUCCUGAGUAAAGAGAGUCUGACUGGACGUUGUUACUGGGAGGUGGAGUGGAGAGGAGGAGGAGGAGUUAAGGUAGCAGCCGCAUACAAGAAUGUCCCUGAACAAGGGACAUCAAAUAAUUAUGUAUUUGGAUUCAAUGACAAAUCUUGGGCUUUACGUUGUUACACAGACAGAUAUACGUUUUUGUACAACAAAGUCCAAACUCUCCUCUCAGGUCCUCGGUCCUCCAGAAUCGGCAUCUAUCUGGAUCACAGUGCAGGUAUUCUGUCUUUCUACAGCGUCUCUAGAACCAUGACUCUCCUCCACAGAGUCCAGACCACAUUCACUGAGCCUCUACAUGCUGGACUUCUGCUUUGUAAUGCUGGAGUCACUGCUGAGUUCAUUGAACUCAAAUAG
Molecule: messenger RNA, 1686 nt
Organism: Acanthochromis polyacanthus (spiny chromis)
Lineage: Eukaryota; Metazoa; Chordata; Actinopteri; Pomacentridae
Product: tripartite motif-containing protein 16-like
Exons: 1
Coding region: 10-1686 (558 amino acids)
Molecular function (GO): zinc ion binding; protein binding
Source: RefSeq, a predicted model, not a curated record